Molecule: messenger RNA, 750 nt
Organism: Ostreococcus tauri
Lineage: Eukaryota; Viridiplantae; Chlorophyta; Mamiellophyceae; Mamiellales; Bathycoccaceae
Product: Proteasome A-type subunit
Exons: 1
Coding region: 1-750 (249 amino acids)
Biological process (GO): ubiquitin-dependent protein catabolic process
Cellular component (GO): proteasome core complex; proteasome core complex, alpha-subunit complex; nucleus
Source: RefSeq, a predicted model, not a curated record
AUGUCGGGGAUCGGGAGCGGGUACGACCUGAGCACGACGACGUACUCGCCGGAUGGGAGGGUGUUUCAGGUGGAGUACGCGGGAAAAGCGGUGGACGCGGGCGGGUUGACCGUGGGCGUGAAGUGCGUCGAUGGCGUCGUCAUCGCGUGCGAGAAGCUGGUGCCGAGUAAGCUGCAUAAACCCGGAACGAAUCGACGGACGCGCGCGGUGGCGAGACACGCCGGUGUUGGCGGGAGCGGAUACACGCCGGAUCUCGCGGCGGUGGCGGAUCGGGCGAGGGCGGAGUGCGCGAAUUAUAAAUCCUUCUACGGCGAUGCGAUCCCGGGGAAGGUGUUGGCGGAACGCAUGGCGCAUUACUAUCACUUGUUCACGCUGUACUGGAGCGUUCGGCCGUUCGGGUGCUCGACCUUGCUCGGUUGCAAAGACUUUGACGGGUACCACCUGUACUUGGUGGAGCAAAACGGCGAGUGCGCGAAGAUGCGCGGGGCGUGCAUUGGAAAGGGGAAAAACGCGGCGAAGACUGAGGUUGAAAAAUUGAAGUUGAACGAGAUCACGUGCGCGGAGGCGGUGAAGGAGCUGGCGCGGAUCGUGUACGCCACGCACGACGUCAAGGACAAGGAGUUUGAGUGCGAGAUGAGCUGGGUGUGCGACGCGAGCGACGGCGAAUUCGUUCGCGUCCCCGAAGACAUCGCCGAGCCCGCGAGAGAGGCCGCUCGCGUCGCCGCGCAGGGCGACGCCAUGGAAUCGUGA